CAACUUCAGCAUAAUAAUUAUUGGCGUUUUCUUCAGAAUACAGCUGUCUGCUACCGGAAGGUUUUGAAAUAUUAUGGCUGAUACCAAAAAGAUAGAAGAAGCUUUGGAGCAUGUAAGAAUUGCAGAAAAAAGCUUGAAAACAUCUUUUUUGAAAUGGAGACCUGAUUAUGAAGAAGCUGCAGAUGAAUACAGUAAAGCAGCAACCUGUUUUAGAAAUGGGAAGUCUUUCGAGCAAUGCAAGGACUGCCUACUGAAAGCUGCAGAUUGUCACAAGCAGAAGAGAUCAUUAUUUCAUGCUGCAAAGUGCCUGGAGCAGGCGGUGCUGGCGUGCAAGGACACGGGCGGCCUGCAGGACGUGCCGCGCCUGGCGGAGCAGGCGUGCAGCCUGUACCAGCAGCACGGCUCGCCCGACGCGGGGGCUGCGGCGCUGGACAAGGCUGCCAAGGUGCUGGAGCCGCGCCAGCCAGAGCAGGCCCUCCGGCUGUACCAGCGCGCCGCGGAGGUCGUCACGAUUGAAGACAGUCCUCGGCAGGCAGCAGAAUUCAUGGGAAAAGUGGCCCGCAUCAUGGUGAAACUAAAAAUGUACGACGAGGCGACGGACGCCAUCCGCCGGGAGAUGGGCUACCACCAGCAGUCGGACAACAUCCCCGCGAUGGGGCGGCUCGCGGUGGGGCUGGUGCUAGUGCAACUGGCCCGCGGGGACCAGGUCGCGGCGGAGAAGGCUUUCAAGGAGUGGGGGAACUGCUGCGACCCUGCCGAGGUCCAGACUUUAGAGAAGCUGCUGCAAGGUUUCGACGACGAGGACCCGGAUGUCGUCCGGUCGGCGCUCAGCAGCUCCUUCAUCAAGAACAUGGACGUGGAGUACUCCCGCCUCGCCAGGGACCUGCCCUUGCCGCAAGGCGUCGCCCCCAUCCAGAGACCUUCCGUGAGGGAGAACGCGGCCCCGUCAUACAUCUCGCCCAAUGCCGCGGCGCUGUCUUCCGACGCAGAGGGGGCGAAUGGUGUAGAAGUCGGAGAUUCCACCCAACAGCCCAAUGCAGCUGACGAAGAUGAGGAUGAUGAAUUUUGCGGUGGUUUACGUUAAAAAAAAUGUACAUUUUUGUCAAAAUUUAAGUGCAAUGGUGUAAUUUUUUUUUAUUUAUCAUAGUUAGUUUUUAUUAACUGAGAAAUAAUCACGCAUUGCUUGUACGUAUAGUCAGGUAUUCACAUUAACCUGACCUUUUUUUCUUAGGUUAUUGAUAGCUCUGUGAAAAUGUAUAUACAUAAACAUGGUUUUUAGCAGUCUAGAAUUUCAUAAUUUAUUUUUGUUAAUCUUUUUGUAACUAUGAAUUAUUUAACUGUAGUGAUGUAAGUAAGUAGACACACAAUGAUGUUUAGGUACAUCAGUGCAGCCAGUGUUCAAUUGGCUGAAGGGUUUCAAGUACACAUAUUUACUUGCAUAAGCCGUGCUGUUCUUUGAGAUCCUAAGCAAGUUUCAUCUUUUAUUUGCAGUGUGCAUUUUAAAUGGCAUUUAUUCUCUCUUUCAAAUGCACAAUAUCUGCUAUUAGCGCUGUCCUUGUUUAAAUGUGCUCUGUUGCCAGAUAUACCCAAAGAACACCAAAGUUUUAGACACAACUUUAUAAUAUGACUUUCUUUUAUAAAAUAUACUUAUUUUAUUAUAUUUUGUGAAGAAAGAUAUAGAAUUCAAAUUUUGGAGAUACAUUUGUUGUAUAUUGUCAAGAGCAUCAUCUGAUAGAAUUCAAUUAUUCUAAGGAGAAUUCAAUCAUUCUAAGGAAAUUUAAUUUAAAGACACCAUCUUAAAUGCUAAAUUAAAGAAGUUAAUAUCUAGGUACAUUGUACCUAUACGUAAUAUUUAUUUACAAUACGUACAAAAACAACUUUUGGUUACAAGAAGUUUGGCAAAAUAAAAAUAUAGUAUAAACCUAUAAACACAACAUUGCGAAAAUAUCAAUAAACAAAAUACAUUUAUAAAACACAUUCAGUCUGAACACGCACCAAGUUUAUCUAUUUAUUGUCUGAACUAGAUUCUGAUCCAUCAGAUUCAUUUGCCGGGACGUCAACGUCAUCUUAGUCGCCGCUGUCGUCACGUGUUAUUCAAAUUAUUGUCUUUUUGUUUUCGCCAGUCACAAAAAAGUUUUUCACUUACUGAAAAUUCUCUUUCCGCGGCCCGAUUUCCGUGCUCUUCUGCAAAUGUGAUUACGCGCAACUUGAAAGCGGCAGUAUACGAAUUGUAUUUACCCAUAUUUUCACAAAAAAACUUUCUCAAACUCUGCAAUUACCGGUACUUUCCACUCCAAUGCAAACGAGAUAAAACAAUGGCAUCACAGCAUCUUAUCUUCCACACACAUUCCUUCCUCCCACAUGGCCAAUUAGGACAUGCCGCUCAAGGUUGGACCAAUGAUAAGCGCCACACGCCACGUGAAAGCAGGCUGUUCCAUUGUGUUUACGGCUGUUCCAUUCGCGCCUCGCGCCUCAGUCGCCGUCAAUAAAUUAGGUUGCGUCGAUUAUGGGGAGAAUCUUAAAUACCAAAUUCAUUACCUCAAACAAUAGGUGCGACGAUUAAGCAAUGGCGACGAUUAUUUGAGUAAAUACGGUACUAAUAGGUGAUAAUUAUUGGGUUUUUUUUAUUUCUUUCAGAAUGUAUACAACUGUAAUAGUAUUGUCAAUAGUCACUAUUUAAUAGUCUUGCCAAAAAAAAUCAUACGAAUAGUAAAGCUUUUAAAUUAAAAAUACUAAAAAUUAUUUUAAGUGACGAUGAUAUACAAAAUAAGAAUUUUAAUAUUAACAUGCAGGUAGUAUCAAUCUAGUAUUUUUUCUGCAAUUUAAUUUUGAGACACAGUACCUAUAGCAAAAUUGUAUUGCAGGGUGGACCUAUUGGCUUCCACGAAGCACUUCACCUUUGUUUACUUGCAGACCUCAAGCUGUGACGUGACAACUCUGGAAAACAACUAGUGAAUGUGGAAUUUCCAUUCUAACUGUGCAUGGAAAGGGUCACCAAAACAGUGUCAUAUUGACUGAUACAUGAUCAACUUUUACAAUGUGAUAACUGGUAAUAAGCUUGUCAAACUACUGGUAACAAUGCAAAUAAAUCAGCAAGUAUAUGUGUGUUUAAAAAUGUACCAAUGUCGUAAUGUAAAAAUAGUUACUGAUAACGUUAUAACAGUUGCAACAUAAAAAGAAAGGUAAACGUUUUUUCAAUCUAUUUUGUACAUACAUUUCGGUACUAACUCCAUGCUAAAUAAUUUACAUUAAUUGAAUUGAAUAUAUUUAAAUAUUACAAUUUUUUGUAAUCUUAGUUGAGUUUUAAUUAAAUAUGCUGAUUAAUUUCAUGAUUUUUUUUGUUGCAUUUUGGUGCUUCAUGGUGUUUACUUGCAAUUUGGUGUUGUAUGUUAUAUUGGCAUGCUUUUUGGUGUUAUUUCGGCUUUAUCACAAUUCAGAAUUCGCUGUAUAAUCUUGUCCCUAUGAAUUACACUGCAGUUAUUCAUACUUUUCCAUUGAAUGCAUGAAUGGAUAACAGCUAUUUUUACACAUCUCUCUGUGACUUUAAGCCAAUAAUAACUACUUUUCACUAGCAAAAAAGUAAGACAAUCUCUGCACCUUGCUAAAAAAGAAGAAAAUUUUCUCACUGAGAAAAAGUGGUCAUAAAAAAUUGAGUGUGGGUAGAGUACACUGAGAAUGUUGAUUUUCUUCUCGUCAUUUUUAUUUUUCACGAAAUAUCGUUGUAAAUAAGUGCAGGCAUUUUGCAGGUAAAUAUGGUCACUUGGCAGUCAAUAUUAUUUGUGUUUUUAGGCUUGGCGGAACGGCACUAUAGCAUAAGAGCCUACUAUCGUGUUUGAGAGCUAAGUGGAAUGAUGGCCUACUUCCAGAAUUAAAGGUGUCCAGCAUCAGGGAAAUCCUGGAGAUGUUAGGGAAUUUAGAAUCCCUUAUAAAAUCAUAAAAUAUUCAGGGAAACAUGUGAUAGGUCGGAGGGAAUUCAAAUUAAUGGGUUAGUCAAAUGCUUAGUGUGUAUCGCUAACCCAUUAAUCGUGUUGUGCAUUUCAUGUUUGUUUAUUGCAAUUAUUGAUGUGUCUGUUCUUUUAUUUUUUCCCCGUGGUUUUUGAUUUGGUUACAGUUCUUAAAAAAACUGCUCUCUGUUCUCGGUUUUAAGUUAACCUCCACACAGUUUCCAGUCUCACCGAAGAUACAUUAUGCCCUGAUAGAUGGUGUGUUUAUUUAUUUAAUAUGACUUAUGGGUGUCCCACUUUACCAUAAUCCGACCACAAACAGUUGCUUCUUGUCUCACUAGGUGGCUAUGGCAGCACAGUGCAACAAAAUCUGUUAAUACAUAUUUACAAUUGUUAGAAAUUUGUGUGCAUGUUAGCUCGCAAUGUAUGCCACACUACAAAAGAGUUUUACAGAAAGUCAAAGCCUCCUGUAUUUCCACCGAAAAUGGUUUGGUUGUUGAGCUUUCCGUGGUACUGGGAUUAGAGUUCUCGAUGCCAGUUAUAUUGGUGAGAACCAAGAACCGGGACAGACACACAACCAAUGGCAGUGCUGGUGAGGCUGAAAACCAUCAGUGGUGGUGUUUCAGAAGUGUGAUGUAAGAAACAACACUGUGUGCAUAGUUUCCAAGCUUCAUUUUGGUGUUGUAAAAAUUUUACUGUGUUAAAACUAGUGAUGUAUGUGUCGAAUAUCAAUUUUCUCUAAUACAAAUCUCGAAUUCGAAAUCCAAAGAGAAUCUCAAGUAUUCCCCACAAAACCGGAUCUUUGUCUCAAGGGUCAAGUUUCACAAACUAAUUUUUCCAAAAUUAAUACUGAUUGUUAUUUUAUUUAUAAGUUUACAUGUUAAAAGUACACAUCUUACAGAAUGAUAAUAGGAUGGGUAUAGAGGAAAAUAAUUGACCUAUUAAACUUACGGGGCUAUCAGUGUUGAAUUUUUGAAUUUACUUUAUUUCCUCGAAUAUUUUUAUUCAAAUCUUUUUCCUCAAAUAUCUAAUACUAAUUAUUUGAUGGUAUUUGAGGGUUUGAUUGGCCCAUUCCUGGUUAAAACACUUUACUGUGUUUUGUUACGACUUUGAAGAAUCCAUGAUUUUGUUAUUGUGAGCAAGUAGGGCAACAAUCUAUAACGAGUGUUUUCUGUUUUAAUAUUACAUGUUUUGGUCAGAAAAAAAAAACACCUGGAGAAGUAAGGGAAAAGUCAGGGAAUUCUGUAUGUGGGUUUUUCUGAAUGCCCUAAAAUGUUGGUUUGUUGCUGAUUUCAAGUUGUGUUUCAAAUCCUUGUGAUAAAACUGCAAGUAGGCUAUAUUUGGCAAAUUUCUAGCAGGCUGCGAUUUGAUUUAAAUCUCUCAAAUAGGUUUUAAAUUUGAAUUGAAAUAAGUCCUACCAUAGAACUGCUACAGUUUGAGUUUCUUUCUGAAUUUGUUUGGUUGCAAAAAAUCUAAUAUGCAGGAAUUUUAAACAUUUUUGGCAAAACAAUGUAAAUAAUGUUAUUUUCAAAUGCACUGUUUAUUGUAUCUUCACUAUUGUUCAUUAACCUAUAACUGAAGACAUUCAACAUACAAAUAGUUUUUUUUUUCUAUAUUACCAAGCAGAAAAUUUUACUAAACAGGGUUUUUUACUGUAUCAAAUCAAUAAUUUAUCAUUCAAAAUCAAUUUGAUUUCUAAUACUUACACUUAGGUUAAAAGUCAUUGUAUAACAUUACAAAACAAUAUAAAUGUGAAAUGUGUAAGUACAUAGUUUCCAUUAAUUUAUGGAUCUGGUUUAACUACUGCUUAUUUAAUUAAACUCGUGUAGUCAUCAGAAUGUCUCCUUAAUAAUCUGUACUCUGGAAAUUAUUGGAUGAUUUGAAAGGAAGUGAAUAGUUUGCAACUCUGCAAAAAAAAAUCCCUAAGAUAUUUUAAAAGCAAUCUGUGUUUUGGGAUUUGUAAUGAGUAAUGUUAAAAAAAGUACCUUAUGUGUGUGUGUGUGUGUGUGUAUGUUUAUUUAUAGUCAUUGCACAAACCUAUGUGCAAGUAUUAAUGAAACUAUGACUUUUAUUUUAAUUAAUACAUGUACAUAGGUUUAUGCAUUGUUAUCAAAAUGGUAAAAGAUUAUUUAUCCCAACACUUACUAUUCAUAUUCAAUAUUUUUAUUCAAGAAUAUUUUAAUAAUAUUAUUCUAGUUGGAUCCAAACUUAGAAACUGUUAUUCAUACAGGCCUGGAAAUUGGAUACAGCAUUACAUACACAAUGCAGUUAGCAUGUGUAUGGUAUACAGUGGAGUCCUACCAAUCUGAACGUAGCAAAUCCAAAAAUUUGACUUCGGAGAGUGAGUUAAGGCUGAAAAGUCCAAAAUAUGAUGAUCCGAACAGGUCUCUGCCCCAAUUAGUUCAAAUUAGCGGGACUCCACUGUAAUAUAGUGGAAAUUAUUGCAAGCCUUUUUAGGGAACACUAAUUUAAGUUUUUGAACCAUGACAACAUGUCACUUAAGGGAAAAAAAAAAUUGUUUUGUUAUCUUUAUAAUUGUUCAUACUGGGAAAAAUUUGUGAUUUAGUGUAGACUAUUGUUGACUUAGAAAAUAUGGUACCUACCAGUUUAAUGAAAAUUUUCACUAAAUUUGUAGCAGUAAAAAAAAUAUAUAGAAGUUUUAUUUAUAUAUAUAUAUAUAUAUAUAUAUAUAUAUAUAUAUAUAUAUAUAUAUAUACAGUAAACUCCCGGUAUACCGCGCCCCGAUAGAUCGCGGAAUCGGGUAUAUCGCGGGUCAAACCAUGUCCCCCAAUCAGAAAUUAAUAAUAAUAAUAAUAACACAGUAGAACCUCGUUAAUUCGUGAUGGUCGGGACCGAGAUAAUCACGGAUUACUGAAUUUCACGGACUAGCGAUUAAAGCCCGGAAGGUCUUGUCAAGCUUCUCAGAUACCGGCGUGCAGCUGGGUUAAGGCCAAGGUCAUAUGACGUAACAUCUACCGAGGCUUACUGCGCCAUGGCAGCAGAUGGAUAAAAAAUAGUAAACUCUCAUUAUUCGUGUUAAUUGGGACCCGCCGAUGCCCGGCUAAUUAAAAUCCUGUAAAAAAAAAAGUAAUAAACCCGGAUAAUCCGUUCACGGUAAAGACCGUCUUCGAAUUAGUCUCGGCUUAAAAAAAUACGGCACUGCCUAGCCAUUAGUUCACGGUCAUUUACAACAGCCGAAGAGAGAAAGAUAAGAUCGUGCUGAACUUGCACACAUUAAUUUUGGGUAGCCCCCCCCCCCCCCUCCCUCUCAAUCUUCCCACUUCGUCCAGCCGAAUGCCAGCCAGACACGUCACUCGCCAGGCGCCUGCCGUGCGUUGGCGGGUGGAAACAAACAAAGGGAGACGGGAAGCAGAAGUCAAGACAUCCCCCUCAAGUUUAAAGAGUGACAAAUGUGACAGCUGAAAGGGGGACGACACAAAGGGUCGGUACAAACAGCGUUGCAGAGUUUGGCGGCCCAUGCGAAGGCUUGCAGUGUUUGCCGGCCGCCGGCCCGCGUGACGUUAAUUUUAAGCGCUGACAAUUUUUACUUCUCUUUUUUUUCUGCACUUUUAAAUCGUCCCGGAUCAUCCGAUUCCCGAAUUAGCGCGUCACGGAUUAACGAGUUUCUACUGUAAUAAUAAUGGAAUAAAUGAUUGACAGCCGAUUAGGAUAAUUUUGCGUUGUAACUCACAAACUAAGCAUCGGGCAGAAAAAAGCCUAGGCGUAGAAAAUGUCCGCAGUGAAAUUCUAAACAAGAUAUCUCCGUACAUUAUUCCUCUAUCUUGUAGUGUUUUCAAAUUAUGAUCCAAUCCAGACCAGUGUUAUUUUCUGAAACAUUAGUUCUUAACAUUUUUUUUAACCCACAAAUAAAGCAUCGGACAGGGGACCCGAUAAAGCCUACCGUCCAGCGACAUUAUCCAGCGUGACUCGGCUGGGGAUUGAUUUUGGAUAGGUUUGGUUGACGGCAAGCGCUGGGAGGGGAGAGGCGAGCCGAGAAUAUGCGACCAAGACACCCGGGUAGAGCGGUAGACGGGAGGAGUGGAAUAUAAGCGCCAGUGAUGAGAGGGGCGAUUAAGCCGAAAGGGGGGAAGUCUGGUGACCUUGAGUAGUUCACUCAUUUCCGUCUGCACACUUCUCGUGGUCACGUGUGUUGACAAGCGGAGACAUAUAAAUGUUUUGUUACAACUUGAACCUACAGACGUAAUAUUAUUCGUUGUAUUAUACACGUUCAUCUUUUUACUUUGGUAUAAUGUUUUAACAUUAAAUAAUAAAGUAAAUCAGCUAGCGUAAUUUUAAUCUUUGCCGAGGAAUUCCCAGUGGUCCAAUACUUACGUGAACCAUACUGUACCACUUUUGCCGUGAGGUAGUAAACAAGCCCCGGAUAUGUUUAUGUGUAGCGGCCUCCCGACCUUUAACCAGAGGCUGGGGAAUAUAACACUUGCCGAUCCGAGCCACACACACUCAGCAACUCGACAAAGCGUUUGAUGGAAUAAGUAAAGACAACGUUUAACAGACUUUUUAAUACGGCGCCACUGAUUGCGCUAAAAUUAUUUUGGCGCAAUUUUUGUAUCCCACAUGUGACCAUUUAUAAUUUACUGUAAGCAUGGAUAACAAAGUUUAACCACUUUACACGAUAGACGAUUCUUUAUUUUAUAUUGUACGAAUGCUAGAAUAGUUUUUCACGUAUCUGCUGCAUACUUCUGCAAAAGACACGCUAUUUGUAAGUACGUAAAUCUAGAAUUUUUAUUUUGUCAAUCAAACUCGGUACUUUGCGAUUCAUAUUCGGUUUGAAGUAUUACUAUGGCCUUUCUAUUUAGAAGACUUUGACCACAAAAUCGUGUGUAACCGCACACACUGCACUUACUUUGUUACGGACGCUCAGACGAAGCAGAUACUGUGGCUGACACCACGAGACUGGCAGCAGCUUGUGUGCCGCACGUGUGUAUGGCGGCGUGUGGCGCGCUCGUAGGCCGUGCGACAAACUGUGCGCGGCAUGCGGAAAAAUAAAAAAUAAAAUUCAACAUUUAAUAUUUAUAUUUACAAUUUAUUAUUUUUAUUUUUUCACCCGCGUUUAGUGAAAACUGCGGAUGCAAAGUCCGCACAAAGGCGGGCCGUCUAUACUGUGCGUGCUUGCCGACCUAUUAGAACACAGGCGGUGUUUUAUGCCUUUUGACCUUGGUCACAUCGAAACAUCGCGGUUAUGCAACAACGCGGGUAAAAGUUAUGUCCCCCGACAACCGCGUUAAAUAGGGAGUGUACUGUGUGUGUAUAUAUAUAUAUAUAUAUAUAUAUAUAUAUACACACACACACACACAUACAUAUCAUAAAAAGACUUUAUUCUCAUAGUACAAAUUGAAACAAAGUUUUGUUUGUUUUUCGUAUUUUCAUAAGUUAGUUAAAAUUCUAAGUAAAUGUGACAAAAGUACAUUGGAUUACAACUACUAACAACAAUAUAAAAAGAAACCCUAAAAAAAAUGUUUUUGUUAUGCAAAACUAAUGAGAGAUGCUUACUAUGAACAGUAUUCUUUAAAUAUAAAUGAUGUUAUAUCAAAUGAUCCAACUUUUAUAUCUAAUGUUUUUGCUUUGUAUUUUGGUAAUGUAUACGUUUCAUCUAUCAAUAACCCCAAAGUUCCUCUUUCUAACAUCAGUUUGGUGAAUGUACCUGUUCCUAUAAUUUCUGAAAGCUUAAUUAACAGGGGGUAUUAAGAACCUUAAAUCAUCUAAAUCCACAUGUCCUCAUGAUACUCCAAACUUCAUUAUUAAAGGUUGUUCUCAAUUACGAGUUCCUCUUCUUCACCAUGUAUCUAAUUUUAGCCUAAAAACCCUUGUUUUUCCUAAUACUAGUUGUAAAAUAGCUAAGGUAAUCCCAUUUCACAAAAAAAGGGUCUAAAUUAAAUGUGACAAACUAUCGUUCAUUUUCCUUACUUAAUGGUUUAUCAUAUCUUGACAAGUGUGUUUAAAUGAAUAUAUUGACUUCGUAUCAUAAGGGAUUGAUAUGACAAUGAAUCUUAGAGUCUUUGUUGCAGUACUGUUGUGCCAAGUUUAUGUUUUUAACAGAGUUGCAUUUUUCGACAUAUUGUUCAUAGUUUCCAGGCCCAUUGUUACUUUGUAAACAGUUUGUCAUUGUGAGAAGAAUCUGUUAUAUAAUGAUAGGUGAUAUUGAUAAAAACUUAUACCGAUCCAAUUACUGAUGCAUUUAUUUAACAGAUCCGGUAACCGAUACAAAACAGCCACUUUUUGUAAAUAAUCACAGUGCAAUUCUCCAAAAUUUCAAUAUUUGUAAGUUAUAAGUCAGUAUGUUACCUUAGUAAAAUUCAUUAUCAAAAGGGUGUUUGGUAGAUCAUAAAAAAAGUAUUAUAAUGCAUAAAAUUUGCCGUUCAUUAAUUAACAAUCACAAUACAGUCAAACCUCUAUCUAUCGAACUCGCAUGUAUCGAUUGUCCAUGUUUAUCGUAUACUUUCUACGGUCCCGCCAAAAUUGUCAUACAACUAAGGUUAAAAAAGUCCGCUUGUACCGAUGUUCGAAUUAUCGUUUUGUCCGCAUUGAUCGUACAAAAUAUAUGGUCCCGUCACUAUAAAUUAUAAUAUUUAUAAUAGAUGAUCAUUUAACCAUACAUAUUUUGCAGAAAUAACCAUUUCUUAGACAGAAACCGUCAUAAAAACAGUAACGAUUGUAAGAAAAAAAUCACCUUAAAUCUGCAGCCGAGUAAUGGAGCACGUAAACAUGAAGAAAAGACAAAUGAACAACUACGAAGAAAUAUGGAUGAUGUACCACAACUACAGUACAAACCCAAUUGUUAUCUUACGAUAAUUACCGUAAAAAGAACUACAGAUUCUUUGUUGAUACCAUAAUACUACAGAAGCACGAUAGCUACCACAUUUGCACUAUAGUUACCGUAACAACCGAGAUGUAUAUUUACCGUGACGGUAAUGUACGUAUUUAUUUAAGACAUAUUAAAAUUAAAGAACAUUACUGAAAAAAAAAGCAUGUUAAAUUUUUAUAUGUACGGUUAGCACAUUUUGCGAAGAAAUAAUGCGAUCUGUAAGAAUGCAGUACUACUACGAAAAGUGAAAAGGGUACUCGUGGAUUUUUAGGUUAUGGCAGUCGUUUUUUCAGUAAUAUCGGCCAAAAAUUAACAAGCGUAUCGGAAGUCGGCAGAAAUGCCGAUUCAACUAAAUAUUGGCAAAAUCGGCUUCUUCAGUACACCUCUAUAUUUGAUGACAUGAGUAAACAUUUCAGACUUCAGGAUAUUGAAAAAGACUUUAAUUUCCAUGUAGGUUUAUUGUGUGUAUGUUUUUUUUUUUUUUUUGCAUGUGUAAAUUGAAUUAAGUAAAAUGCUUCCAUUUUUAUUUUUUUUCAAAUGAUUAAACUUUAAUGACAAGUAACUGAUAUAUUUCUGACACUAAUUUUGAGUUUGAAAUAUUUUUUUCAAAAUCUAAGAGUGAAGUCCACAUCUAUUGAAUGUCCGCAUCUACUGAAUUUUUUUGUUGGCCCCCUGAAAAACGAUAGAUAGAGGUUUGACUGUAUUCAAGUAUAGCCUUAAAAUGCAGAAAUAUUUGAGUAAAAUAUGCGUACAAAACUAUAAACAGAUAAAUAGAAAAUAUGGGUAACACCGGACUGGAUGAAAUUAUAGUACUUUUUCAUAUGUAUCGGUUUAAGUAUCAGUUGGAAAUGAUUACAUCAGAAAUCCAGAAAAUUGGAAAUAUCGCCAGAUGCCGAUACUAAAACAAUUACAUUGGUACAUCACCAACAGUUAGUGCGUUGUGACUAUGGCAGUGUUAUGAUGUAGCGCAGCAAUUUAUAUAUAUUUUUUCAAUGGAAAUAUUAAAUGUUAUGAUUCGUGAAAAAUUGUAAAAUAUUUGGUGAAGCCAGGGAAUUCUGUUUGCGUGUUUUGCUGGACACCUGGAUUUUGUUUGCCGGGGUAACGGAGAUAGUUGAAUGAAACAAAGCUUACGUGUUUUUUCCACAUACCUACGUAGUCACGGCUAUAAAGCGAGCUUGAUUUGAAAUAUUUACAUGGAUGUCAAGUAUUAGCGCUUCAUAAUGUGGUGUGAUUGGUGGUUUUGACUACAAAGACUGUGAAUAAAUAACAUACUUUGUUCUUUAAAAAAAAUUGUGCCUAAUGAAUAGUUUUAUGAGUUGUUAACAUAGACUGGUUGCAUUCCUACAUAAUCUCUGUGUUAAGUAGCUUGUGUGAAAUAUUAAUCUGUAAAAAAAUUUCUGUAUUCUAAAAGUUUGUAUUAUGCUGUAAAAAGUAUAUUACAUUCCACUGUUAAAAA
Molecule: messenger RNA, 12223 nt
Organism: Bacillus rossius redtenbacheri
Lineage: Eukaryota; Metazoa; Arthropoda; Insecta; Phasmatodea; Bacillidae
Product: gamma-soluble NSF attachment protein-like
Exons: 9
Coding region: 74-1084 (336 amino acids)
Biological process (GO): intracellular protein transport
Cellular component (GO): SNARE complex; vacuolar membrane
Molecular function (GO): soluble NSF attachment protein activity; syntaxin binding
Source: RefSeq, a predicted model, not a curated record